Ipomoea nil (Japanese morning glory) is the source of this 1217-nucleotide messenger RNA. Its product is annotated as WAT1-related protein At2g39510-like. The coding region runs from base 42 to 1178 and encodes 378 amino acids. The record is from RefSeq and is a predicted model, not a curated record. Gene Ontology annotation, molecular function: transmembrane transporter activity. The transcript has 7 exons. Gene Ontology annotation, cellular component: plasma membrane. Lineage: Eukaryota; Viridiplantae; Streptophyta; Magnoliopsida; Solanales; Convolvulaceae.
AUAAAUUAAACAAAAUUAAAUAACAAUAGAAAGCAAUUAACAUGACACGAGAGAAUUUAGUUAAAUUCUUAAAGUUGGCAAAGCCAUAUUUGGCUGUAAUGUUAUUGCAGUUUGGGUAUGCAGGCACGUAUAUUAUUACCAAGUCUGCUCUCAAUGACGGCAUGAGCCCCUUCACUUACGCAGUCUACCGGAAUUUCAUCGCCGCCGUCUUCUUCGCUCCUUUUGCCGUCGCCUUCGAAAGGAAAAUAUGGCCGAAGAUGACAGUUUCCAUUUUCUUGAAGAUAAUGGCCCUUGCUUUAUUAGAGCCCGUUAUCGACAUGAAUUUGCAUUUCAUUGGGAUGAAAUACACAACGGCAACUUUUUCAACAGCAUUGUCCAAUGUUCUUCCAGCCAUUACUUUUAUAUUGGCUUGGAUCCUUGGGCUUGAGAAAGUGAAGAUGAGGAAAUUGCAUAGCCAGGCAAAAAUUUUAGGAACAGCAGUGAGCAUUGGGGGAGCCAUGAUAAUGACUGUUGUCAAAGGACCAAACAUUGGAUUGCCUUGGACCAAACACACAAACCAUAUCCAAACUCAAACUUCACAUUCUAAUUAUUCCCAGCAAGAUUUUAUUAAAGGUGCUGUCAUGGUCUCAGCAGGUUGCCUCUGCUGGGCCAGCUUCUACAUUCUUCAGGCAAAUACGUUGAAAUCAUACCCUACUGGACUAUCUCUUACGUGUUUGAUAUGCACUAUGGGAGCAUUGCAGGCCUCUGUGUUAGCCUUAGUGGCUGAGAGGGGUAAUCCCCAAGCAUGGGCAUUACAUUGGGAUACUACCCUCUUAGCUAAUGUUUAUAGUGGAGUAAUUUGUUCAGGAGUUGCAUAUUACUUGUCGGGUGUAAUCAUGAAAGAAAAAGGACCCGUUUUUGUCACUUCAUUUAGUCCUUUAAGCAUGAUUAUCGUCGCAAUUAUGGGGUCAUUUAUGUUAGCUGAGCAGCUGGACUUUGGAAAGGCUUUUGGAGCCGGUGUGAUUGUCAUUGGUCUAUACAUGGUACUAUGGGGAAAGAAACAAGAUCAAGACUCACAAGAAUCAAUCAACGAUCAGGUAGCUUCGAUUGAUAAACCGCCAUCAACAAUAGUCAAGUUUUCAACUAAGCAAGAACCAAUUGAUACUCCUAGAGCAAUUGCUGGAAAUGAAGCAGUUUAGGCUGAAGAGAUUAGGGAAAUAAGAAAAUAAAUAAGUAUA